CAAACAAUUCAUGUCUCGGAAUASCUUUUCCAAGAAAGUUGAUCGAUAAAACUUUAAAAUUAGUUCUACCUUACUUAAAGCGUUUGAAAAUCUUAAACAAUCAGAUAGAUAUCAAUAAGAAAUCGAAUAUACUGAUCAUAUCAUUCCUUAGGACAGCUGAUUAGAAGCUAGAGAGCCCUAGAGAGAGRAGUUCUGCUAGUCAACCUUAGUAAAACAACGAGUAGACUGGGUUAUUCUACACGUAUAGAUUAGCAUACUCUUAUGCCGAAAAAAGGGUAAAUUACAGGGUACUAUAAAGUAACUAUGCAAGAUACUGCAUAUCGAAGAAAUAUGCCAAUCCAAGUAACACUUCUCGUUGCAUUUUACUGCUGUACACUUUUCUACCAAACGUCUACAGCAGUGGGAACGCCUUGUUCCUGCAAACUCAGAGGUCGUCUUUAUAAUCUAGGCCCACUAGCAAGCUCGGAUGGUUUCCCGAGGUUUGAAAAGGAUGUGAAUGGCCGGAACUUUGCAUACAAUCCAUGUAUUCCAUUUACAGUAAAAGCCCCGUGUAAAAACGUAGCGAUUUGUCGCUGGAACAACGACGAAACAACUUAUGCUGCCUUGGGACUCCAACGAAAUGUACAAUGUCAGCUAGAACAAGAACAGAACGAACUAGUGUUCCAAGUGCCAAACAACCCGUCCGAGAGAACACGGGUCCGGCUGAAGUGCAACCCAAAAAGGGAAGGUUUGCAUGAUGCCCUGUUUUCGGUUAUCGACGACAAUGAUCAUAGUACAAUUUUGGAAGUAGAACACAACUGUUGCUGUCCUGAUGCAUGUCCACUGGGCAAGCCUCUUCCAACAGAAAAAAUAGACAUCGGUAAAUGGGUAGCUGUUGGUAUCUCGGGACUUCUUGGCMUGUGCAUAAUAUGUGGAAUAAUAGUGUACGUGGUUCGUUGGUAUCGACGACGAAGAGAUCAAGCUCCAGAUAAUGAACCUCUCCAGGAACAGAGAAUUGGACCCAUAGAGAACUGAUUAAUUAAUAUUGCAGCUUCAUAUAAAUAGUACUACAUUUCACAGGGAUAUUUUAUGUUAAGCUGAAAUAAGUUGUUUUAGUAUUCUUAACGAGAGUGAAUUGGAUAAAUAACAGAGAGAUAGUUUCUUUUUGUUAAAAUUUUAUUUAUCUCUGUAAGCAGCAUAAAUCGACAAACGAGCGUGCGUGCGCGCGUUAUAUCUUCCUGUAAGAAUAUUCCCCGAUAUUCAUAGAGGCUGAGGCAAAUGAUUGUUUUAGUAAAUACACAGGUGAUUCUUUCAAAAAAGAAAAAUAAAGAAGAAGAAGAAGAUAAA
Messenger RNA from Actinia tenebrosa (Australian red waratah sea anemone), 1326 nucleotides. RefSeq lists its product as uncharacterized. The record is from RefSeq and is a predicted model, not a curated record. Gene Ontology annotation, cellular component: trans-Golgi network. Lineage: Eukaryota; Metazoa; Cnidaria; Anthozoa; Actiniaria; Actiniidae.